This is a messenger RNA of Colias croceus (clouded yellow), 2898 nucleotides long. RefSeq lists its product as uncharacterized. The coding region runs from base 626 to 2479 and encodes 617 amino acids. Lineage: Eukaryota; Metazoa; Arthropoda; Insecta; Lepidoptera; Pieridae. The transcript is spliced from 3 exons. The record is from RefSeq and is a predicted model, not a curated record. Gene Ontology annotation, molecular function: protein binding.
UCGCGCCCAAAGAAGUCGGUUACAAACAUACAAACAUACAGGUGAAGCUAAUAUACCUAAAGCGUGUAAAAAGGAUUAACGUAGACAGACUGAAGUUGAUGGAUUACCGUACAAAAAUACUAUAGGUACACUAAACGUAAGAAGUUACGUGAUGAAAAUAUUAUUGCAAAAAAAAAAUAUUACAAGUUUAACCCUCAUAAAAUUUAUGGAAGCUACUUAAAAAGUCAUUCAAAAUAUAAAAUAUCGUAUAAGUUUGCAAAAGUAUUGCGAGUCACACCUCACACAGGUUCAGCUCGCCGCCCCUACUCUGCGCACUGAAGCCGCAUAUACCGCGCAUGCGCCAACUAUAAAGCCCCAAAAAUACGUGAUUCGCCUUUGUCUAAUACCAAAACAAAGAACACAAUACCGCCGCGGCCACGUCUUCUGAACUUCAGACAUGGUAUCCUUUUCAGUGCCUCCAACCGUCCAAUACAGACGCAUGCGUAGCUUCUAAUGAUUGGUCAAGCAAUCCUGUUUUUUGAAGAGGCGCGUAUGCAAAUGUGUUUAGGUGUAAUAUAGGGUUAUACAAUUCGGGAGGAUAACCAGGUGAACGUUCAGUGUCAGAUGAGCCGCGGCGGAUGGCGGAAUGAGCUCGCCCAAGCUGAACGAGCGAUGUCCGAGCAGUUUGAGCAACGGUAAAAAACAUUUGAGCAGCGAGUCGAAGGAAGAUUCGCUCGACAAUUCCAUCCGCGAAUCAAUAAAGUCGGAACGCACUGGGAAAUCCGAAGAAGACUGCCGGAGACGCACAAUCAUCGUAGAGAAGAAAAAUGGGAGCUAUGGUUUCACCCUGCAGAGUUAUGGCAUACAUUAUAAAAAGGAACAAGAGAUAGAAGUAAUCACGUAUGUGGACCACGUGGAGGCGGAAGGACCCGCGUGCGUCGCCGGCAUGCGCGAGGGUGACGUCAUCCUGUCCAUCAACGGCACGGAUGUAGAGCGCGCCGACCACGCUACCAUCGUCAGCGCCAUCAACGCCUGCGACUCCAGAAUGCGCAUCGUCGUCAUCUUCGAAGACUGCGUUCGCAAAGUCGAACUUCACCUCAAAUACAUCAACAUACAACGAGCGAUACAAAACAAAAUGCGCGAAUUGGAACAACUUUCCAUCCGCGAACGCCAAGUCUUCGAUUCCAAUUGGAAAACGCACAGCUUGCCUUCACAAAAGAAGAAAGCCUCGCCGUCAGAUAUUAUUUCUGAUUCAGAAGAGACUGUCGCUGACAAUAUGAGUAAUUCGUACUGUCGCCCGACACUGUCUAGUGAGAAUGUCACUGCCGCGAAACCCCCUCAACCUAACGUGUUCAUGUAUCAGUAUCUCGAUCCGCGCUACGGCACCUGUAUUAUACAACCAAAUAUACAUACAGGAAGCUUCGUUAUAACUGUUGGAUCGCCGAGAAAUAGACGCGACUGCCAUCAUUACGUCGUUAAAGCGACGGGAGAAUGUCAUCGGGCAUCCGAAGCCUAUAAAGUUUCUAAUGGGAAACAUAGUAAGCCGAAUAGAAGUAGCCACAACCAUAGUUGUGCUCCAUGUGUUCCGGCGUAUAAUAAUCAGGAUGCAAAUAGCUUGGAAGCCUACGACCUCGCCAGUCCGUGUUGCGAUCCACAUUGCGUUCCCAACUCUAGAAAAAAAGUGAGAAGAAAGAAAGAAUGUUCUAAAGAACAUAAACGAAAGGAGAAAUACCAACAGGUCGAUAAAUCAACGCAAAAAACUGAAAACUGCGCACAUACACACUCGAAGAAAGUUUGCAAUCCUGGUCAUUGUUCAGGGCGAUACCGAUAUCUGACGACUGAGUCAACGCAAACCAGUCAAUGCAGUUUGCAAUCAUACGCUACGAGCAAUGCAACGGCAGCAUGUGAUAACUCAGUUUCGAGUUACAGCACGUCACUGAGUAGCGACACCUUGUUUUGGGAGAACGACCGUUCGGAAGCUAAGUCGUCCCCAAAAAUUCAAUACCAAAGCGCACACCAACACGUGAAGCCGAAGUCUUGGGAUAAUUUAGCGACAAAAGCCAUCGGAGGCUACGGUUUCGGCUAUGGUUACUUGGACACGACAACGAAGCACUCAAAUAGAUCCAAGAGCCACGGGCGGAGCCACAGCGGCCGCAGCACUCAAAGCCACCACGACUAUCAGCACCAUCAAGACAAACAUUCCCACCGCCAGAGCGGAACACCACACCACUAUACCGGCUACGUGAGAACUCACAGCCAUUGUCAGCCCACGAAGUCCACUGAAAGUCUAAUCGUCGUCCCCAAAUAUCAAUUGGAGAGUAGUGGCUCCGAAAGUCGCCUCGCCUGUGACUGCGGCGACGGCGUGGAUUACUACCGGCGAGGCCCAUCGAAGAGCCCGGCCGAGACGCACUCCAGCUUCUACACUCAACGAUUCAUUUACCCCGCCCAUUCGUACAAGAAGAAAGACUCCAACGUUAGUUCAGAAAUAACUAGGUUAUAAUUAUUAUCGUGAAACCAUUGCUCAAAAAGCCUAGACUCUUAUAUUCGAAUGACCUCAUUAGUGUUUUCGUCUCCUCGCGCCGGUAUGCGUUUAUUGAGCGACGGGAGCUUUAUUUUUCCAAAUCAAACUAUCUAUCGAGUAGAAUAAUAAUUAUACGAGCACUUUUGAAUCGUUAAGCAUUUUUAUAAAUCUACCAUCGUCGCGGAAAUUUUGAGGUUUAAUAGGUGAGACUUUGAAUGUUCAAAAAUGCAAUAAUUUUAUCUAGUGAGUACGAAAUAAGUAAAGUAUUUUCAAGAUUGACUUUUUCGACAGUAUGGUAUUUUUAUUACCGCCACAUCGCUUAAUAAUCGUAAACCAUUUUGACAACCAUUUUAUCAGCUUUAUACUCGUUGAUUUAUAGUUUUGAUUAAAAAAAUAUU